UGCCAUCGUCAUAAAAAUGAGUCUAUUUCCUUACUCUCUUUUUCAUUCCAGGUUGUAGAAUGGCAACCUACAACAAUACGCACUGGUUGUUGUCGCACAUCCGAAAUUCGUUCAUCUCGACCGACGACACGGGCCUGAGUGAAACAGUAAUGCUGCUGGAAGAUAUUCCCCACCAAUACGCCCAUCUGCACAAGCAAGCCCUGCGGGAGCAGCACUCUGCUGGCAGAGUGCCAGAUACGAAUCCGGAGGACGUGUUCGGCCUGAAGCAGAAGAAGUUCGAGAGUUUCUAUUGCUAUCCAGGGCUGGAUGACUCGGACGAUGAAGAGAUGGACGCCCUGUCGCAGUCGUACGAGAUUCAGAUGGAUCAGGACAUUGGGUUUCAUCGGCAGCGUUCGAAUACGGCUCAGAAGCUGGAGCGGAUGGACAUAGCUAGGAGAAAAGCAGCGAAGGUAAAGAGCGUAAAGUACGAGUGUGCAGUCCAGCAGAAUGACAAGAAAGACGACGAACUGUUCACAAGGAAAGAUGUAAGUAGUAUGGAGAUGAGUGGGACGGAGGUCGGGAAGUCGUUGCUGUCACAGCAGCUAGAGAACUUCCCGAAAAUGCCACAGAAUAAGUUCCUCGAGUUUGCCAAAUACGACGGAACUUCGCAAACCGAAGUGGCUACCAAAACGUUUAAAAUAUUCCUAACGAUGUUGCCGGAGAACCAGAAAGCCUAUCCGAUGCAGGUUUGCGUCUUAGCCACUGCCAAAAUUCAGGAUUUUAUAGGAUUGAUUUGUUAUAAGUGUAGUCUAGCAUAUCCCGAAGUAGGUUUAAGAUCAAUUAGGCACUAUGGACUGUUUAUGACGGAAGAGGACGGCGAAAUCGAUAUGGAUUUCCCCCCUUUGGACGUUAGGGAGCAAUGCGCAAAGUUUUGUUUUUCGCAUUUGGCCAUAGCGGAACGGAAGGCCUCGGAGAUUCAAACGCAAUCUAGCUUUAGUCAAUCAUCGACGAUUGUUUCAGACGAACGGACCCGUUCGAUAACGUCCGAUUUGGGCGAAACGGGAAGUCAAUCGAAGCUGUCGCCUAUCGAGCCUUCUACUAGUGAAUUCAGAGGCAUCACUCCCAAGCAGAAGGAAGAUCUGGACAAAAUGAAAGAUCACACCUCGAAAUUAGAUGCUCCCCUGUACAGGGCGUUCAAUGUCUACAUGGUUCACAAAGCUCGAAUAAAAACGGAAGUUCAGUUGGGCAUAUCAGGAGAUAAGCUAGAAAUUGACCCGAUCCAGCAGAAAUCUUCCAAACUGUGGCCUCGCCAAAAGCCGGCCAACCACAGCAUGGACUCCGUGGCUCACUGCUCGAUUGUCGACCGGAAGUCGUCCAAAUCCGUUGUGCGAAUAGUGUACAGUGCGGUUCCUUACGCGCAAUCCCUCACCGUGUCCGGGACUGACUACGUAACCUCGAGUCCCACCAUUCGGCAGCACCAACAACACCAGCAGCAGUCGCGGGUUCCGCAAUUCAAAACCUACGACAUUGAAACCGACCCGACGUCGGCGCUGGAUAUCGUAGAAAAGAUCAACAACAUCCUCGAGGUGCGAUCGAGCCCCGUACGGCGGGAGUAUAUUGCUAGCCGGAGUAGUCACUAGAGGCGAUCGACUAUUUCCUCAACAGCAUCAUCAUUACCUACUGUUGUGUACAUACCGGAAGCCAUUCGUUUGAUCACUCAUCUCGUUUUCAUAACUACCAAUACGCACCCAAUACAUACCGGUUAUUUAUUUCAUUCAUUCCCCCCUCGACCGUCUUAAACAGUUCAGGUAACGUACAGUUCCUCUGGAAAGCUGCUAAAAAGCGGAAGCAUUUUUAUUCCAUGUUAUGAUUAAAGAAUGUGCAGUAGGGUUAUUUUAUAGUUUUCGGAUAUCACAGUUGUUAUCUGUUCAUACUUAAGUUCAAAAAGGAUGCUAGGAGGAAUUGUCUGCCUAUGUUGGUUCUUAUUUUGAAUACAACCUGCUCGAAUUAUUGAUUUUCAAUAUGAUGCUUCUAAAAGUAAAUUCUAUUGAUAGAGUACCUACAUAAAGCAUUACUGCUCAUUUUGAAAGAUCUCGAGACCACUAACAUUUCCAAGUGUAAACUCGGAGAAAAUAAUCGCUAACGAAAUCUCUAUCAGCCACAACGUGAAUUGUUUCGACUUGGCUACCCGAGUCCAAUAGACAACGGACCCGAUACCAAGCCGAAACUCCUCUCACAGUGAUGGAUGCAGUUGCUAAGAAUACGUAAUUAUCUCCGAGUCAUUUGGAGGUACUGGUUGAGGCCGAAGCCUGCGUGGCUGAUCCGUCAGCCUUUUCUGUCUGCUUUGAUUGCGAGGAAUUUUCCCCCGCCGCCUGAUGUAGUAGGAGAAUGGUGACGAGCGCCACACUCCUUGCAACCUACCUUUAAGGGACACUUUUGCGCAGAGUGCCCCUGCCACAAGCAAUUGUAGCAUCUUCUAUGAUGUGCAACGGAAUUCCAACGUUCUUUGAUUGGCAGCUUGUUGAACGCUGUGCAAUAAAAUAUACUGUGCUCGCCAGUUGAGCCGCAGGCAAAACAGCCUUUCGGGCUCCUUGACGAUUGAUCCUUUUGGCGGUUCUCUUUCGAGGACCGGGAGACGGGGGCUGCUGCCACCGUCUUAGUGUUUCUUGCUCUAUCGAAUUCUGUAUGACAGGCCAGCUAGUUCGCCCGCUUUUCCAAUUCGGCCUUGAAAUCCGUCC
Molecule: messenger RNA, 2717 nt
Organism: Aedes albopictus (Asian tiger mosquito)
Lineage: Eukaryota; Metazoa; Arthropoda; Insecta; Diptera; Culicidae
Gene: Sin1
Product: stress-activated map kinase-interacting protein 1
Exons: 1
Coding region: 60-1619 (519 amino acids)
Biological process (GO): TORC2 signaling
Cellular component (GO): plasma membrane; cytoplasm; TORC2 complex
Molecular function (GO): phosphatidylinositol-4,5-bisphosphate binding
Source: RefSeq, a predicted model, not a curated record